This is a messenger RNA of Mizuhopecten yessoensis (Yesso scallop), 2934 nucleotides long. RefSeq names its product DNA repair and recombination protein RAD54-like. The coding region runs from base 105 to 2324 and encodes 739 amino acids. Gene Ontology annotation, cellular component: nucleus. Lineage: Eukaryota; Metazoa; Mollusca; Bivalvia; Pectinida; Pectinidae. Gene Ontology annotation, biological process: double-strand break repair via synthesis-dependent strand annealing; reciprocal meiotic recombination. Gene Ontology annotation, molecular function: DNA translocase activity; ATP binding; ATP-dependent chromatin remodeler activity. The record is from RefSeq and is a predicted model, not a curated record. The transcript is spliced from 21 exons.
UGAAUUGGAAAUCACCUUCAAAAUGGCGGUCUGCUUUGAAACUGCAUAAUGUUUACUCUCGUGAGACUUUUGAAAGAGAAAUACACGGGAAUCAUGGAACUAAAAUGAGACGUAGCCAGGCCCCUAGUCAGAGAGGGGCAAUUGUCUGUUCCACACAAAGGAGGUCUGAGGAAGGUUUCCCUCAGGUAAAGAGAAUUAAGACACUUCACAAGGAUGAGAGAACUGAUGAGAUGGUGCAGCGUCGGCCCCUGUCCAGCAUCACCAACACAUCCAGUUGUCCUGAUGCCUUUUCUCAUGAGGCCUUUAUCAAGAAAAUUCUGUCAAAACCAUUUAAGGUUCCAAUUCCUAAUUACAAAGGUUCCUGUUUGGGUAAGGCCUUGGGUGUGAGGAGACAGGGGGCCAGACAGCCCCUUCAUGACCCUGAGAAGGAAGGAGCUCUCAUUCUCUACACCCCAACUGAACUCAGUGCUCAUGAACAGCUUAAAGUUGACAUAGAAAAAGUUCCUGUCCAUGUAGUGGUAGAUCCCAAGCUGUCUCUAGUUUUACGGCCUCAUCAAAGGGAGGGUGUGAAGUUUAUGUAUGACUGUGUGACUGGAGUACAGAUACCGGAGAGCUAUGGAUGUAUUAUGGCAGAUGAAAUGGGCCUUGGAAAGACACUGCAGUGUAUAACUCUGAUGUGGACAUUACUGAGACAAAGCCCUGACUGUAAGCCACUCAUUGACAAGGUUGCCAUUGUGUCUCCAAGUAGCCUUGUCAAGAACUGGGCAAAUGAGAUUUACAAGUGGUUAGGUUCUGUAAUUAACUGUCUGGUGAUCGACUCCGGCUCCAAGGAUGACAUCGACCGAGACUUAGGCCAUUUUAUGCAGCAGCGUGGCAGACGUAUCCCCAACCCAGUCCUCAUCAUCUCCUACGAAACUCUACGACAUCACUCCAAAGUUAUGUUGAAGGGCACCAUUGGCCUUGUGAUCUGCGAUGAGGGCCACAGACUAAAGAACUGUGAGAAUCAGACAUACCAGGCCCUAAACAGUCUGAAGGCCCAGCGCCGCAUCCUCCUGUCGGGCACCCCCAUACAGAACGACCUCCUGGAAUACUUCAGUCUCAUCCAUUUUGUCAAUGGAGGAAUCCUUGGUACUGCCCAAGAGUUUAAGCGUAAGUUUGAAACUCCAAUCCUUCGUGGCCGAGAUGCUGCAUCUUCAGACUCUGAACACAAGAGGGGUGAGGAGAAACUUCUGGAGCUGGCUGCUAUAGUAAACAAGUGCAUCAUCAGAAGGACCCAGGCCCUGCUGACAAAGUACCUACCUGUCAAAAUUGAGCAGGUGGUGUGUUGUCGCCUGACUCCCCUUCAGACGGCCCUGUAUCAGCUGCUGGUCAAAUCCAAGGCUGGCGACCCUGACAUGGAGCGUGACGGACGACCCACCGGAACCAGUCUUUCCUUCAUCACACAACUAAAGAAACUUUGUAACCAUCCUGAUUUGAUUUAUGAUAAAUGUAUUGGUGAUGCUGAUGGUUUUGAAGGCUCACUGGAUCUAUUUCCAUCUGGAUACAACUUGAAAACUGUGCGGCCAGAACUAUCAGGGAAAGUACUGGUACUAGACUGUCUGCUGGCCAUGGUUAAGUCGACCACCAGUGAUAAAGUGGUGUUGGUGUCCAACUACACUCAGACACUUGACUUGUUUGAAAAACUCUGUCGACAGAGAGGGUAUAUCUUUGUAAGGCUGGAUGGUUCUAUGUCAAUCAAGAAGAGAGCCAAGAUUGUAGAGAAUUUCAAUGACCCUAAAAGUGCAAUGUUCAUCUUCAUGCUGAGUAGUAAAGCUGGAGGGUGUGGGUUAAACCUGAUAGGUGCCAACCGACUGGUAAUGUUUGAUCCUGACUGGAACCCAGCUAACGACGAUCAAGCCAUGGCUAGGUGCUGGAGAGACGGCCAGAAGAAACAGUGUUAUAUAUAUAGACUCAUAGCAACAGGUACAAUAGAGGAGAAGAUCUUUCAGCGCCAGGCCCACAAAAAGGCGCUCAGCUCCUGUGUGAUUGACAAAGAGGAGGAUGUGGAGCGACACUUCAGCCUUGGCGAACUCAAGGAUCUCUUCAAACUCAACGAGAAUACUAUCAGUGACACACAUGACAAAUUUAAGUGUAAGCGGUGUGUGAAUAAUAUCCAAGUGAAACCCCCACCAGAGGGCUCUGAUUGUAACUCAGACUUGUCUCUGUGGCAUCAUUCUACAGACAAAAAAGGACUUGAUGACCUGGUCUUCAAAGGGUCAUGGAACCCGGCCAUCUCCUUUGUCUUUCAUCACAAUUCUCAUGAGGAACAACACAAGACUGUGUAGUGUCUCAGCCAUACUAGAACAGUCUUUCACUAUGCUCCUGUCUGAUCAUUGAUGAGGACCUUGGAUACAGAUUGUUUGAUUGUUAAAUAGUAACGUUGGUCCAGCCAAUCUGAUCUAAUUCAAGGUUAAUAACACACAUAAGGAUCUCAUUUUAAAAUUUAAAUACAAGAUGAAUUGAAAGAAUACAAAAAAUAUGUGAUGUGUGUAUAUACUGAAACACUAUUAAUUAUAUAACUAUAAACUACAUUGGCAAUAAAUAAUGUUUAUUUUUUCUAAUUUUAUUCUUAGGUAUAUAUGUGAACUGAACCAUGUAUUUCAGUACUAUAAACUACAUUGGUGAUAUUGUUAUGAUAUUGUCCGGUAUUGUUCCUCUUUGUUAUGACAUUAUGAAGCAAAGUUGAUCAGAAUUAAACAAGGAGUCAACUGACCAAAGGUCAAGGUCAUUGGGUCAGGGGUCAAGGUCAAAUUAUGCACCUUUUUACUGAGGACUAUUUUGCUAUGACAUGAUGAAGCAAAGUUGAUCAGAAUUUAACAAGAGGUCAACUGACCCAAGUCAUUGGGUCAAAGGUCAAGGUUAAAUUUUGUAUCUUUUCCUUGAUGAACAUUUUGC